Messenger RNA from Drosophila pseudoobscura, 522 nucleotides. Its product is annotated as cell wall integrity and stress response component 2-like. NCBI's taxonomy places the organism in Eukaryota, Metazoa, Arthropoda, Insecta, Diptera, Drosophilidae. The transcript has a single exon. Bases 47 to 442 code for a protein of 131 amino acids. The record is from RefSeq and is a predicted model, not a curated record.
AUAAAAGCCGCCACAGAUCGCCAGAUCAGACACACAGCACCUCACCAUGCGCUUCUCAUUCGUUCUCCUCCUCGCGGUCCUCGGCUGCUUCCUGCUGGCCCGGGAGGGUGGUGCCACAGGCUCCUCCACCACCGUGGCCUCCCCCAGCAGCAGCACCACCACCAGCUCCUCGGCCGCCAGCACCACCGCCGCGACGUCCACUGCCACCACAACAGUCGCCCCCUCCGCCGCCACCACCACCGUGGCCUCCUCGACCUCGGACACGACCACGGCGUCGUCCUCCUCCUCGGGAUCCUCGGGCUCGGCAGCGGCCAGGCGUCGCAGACGCGCCUUCAUUCGUCGUCGUCGCCAGCUGAGGAGGCAGCGCCAGGAGCGCAGGAGGCGCCGCAUGCUGCAGAUCUACGAGCGGCAGCGCCGGCUGAUCAGCCAGCUCAGCGGCUAGGCGGUGGCGGGUGGAGCCCUCGGCCAGCGAGGGGGCGGAAGCUAAUAGAUAAAUAAAGCCCAAGAUGCCUUUAAAGAGAA